AUGAUGUUUCCGGUGCCUGCCUCGCCUUUGGUGCGAAUCAUGGCCGCGCCUUCACGAAUUCUCCUGAGAGCUUCACCAAGGUUUCGGGCAACCACAGACAAAGGGGAUCCGAAAAUUGUGCUUGUUGAUGUGGUUUUCAUCGUCGGCGGGGGUGAGGACUUCGGACUCGUCGACGUAGUCGAUUCCGAUGGCUUCGAGGAUUUGGGCUUCCACGAAGUGGCCAAUCCGGGCCUUGGCCAUGACUGGGAUAGUGACGGUUUGCUUGAUUUCCUUGAUGAGCUGUGGGUCCGACAUGCGGGCCACGCCUCCUUGGGCCCGUAUGUCGGCGGGGACUCGUUCCAGGGCCAUGACCGCGCAGGCGCCGCCGGCUUCUUCGGCUAUGCGG
Messenger RNA from Ilex paraguariensis (yerba mate), 385 nucleotides. Lineage: Eukaryota; Viridiplantae; Streptophyta; Magnoliopsida; Aquifoliales; Aquifoliaceae. The record is from the annotation of a GenBank genome assembly.